AGUAAAAACUAAUCAUCAUUAGUUAAUUAUUUUCCUCCGAAACAAUUGAAACAAUUGAAAUGUUAAUCCAAUUGUCCAUUAGUUUAAUUAUCUUUGUGGUUACAGUUUCAUCGUAUCCAAGUGACCAUAUAACUUUUCAACCAAUUCGAGUUGAUUGGGAUAAGUUCUAUGGUAAAUGGUAUGAAUUUGCUCGGGUUGACCACAAACUCGAAGCGGGGCUGAGUUGUGUGACAUUUGAUUUCGUCGCUGGUACAUCUUACCUGAAUGGACAUCCUUACGAACAGGUAGCUUUCGAUGAUGAGUUGAAUCAAUACUUUAAUGUGGCCAAUGUUGAAUUGAAUGAAGGUGAAGCAAUACUGGACUAUGGAAGAGAUAACUAUCUGUACUCAGUGAUUGAUACAGAUUAUGAAAAUUAUGCAAUUGUAAUUGCAUUUGAUUUAAUUGAUUCAUCAAACAAUCAAAUUUCAUCUCUAACGAAAAAAAUCGUUUGGAUUUUAUCACGAACGACAAAUCUUAAUGAAACAAUUAAGACUCAAAUCUACCAAAAAUUGGCUGAUUAUUCAAUUGAUAAAGAUCAAUUAACUAUCAAUGAUCCAACCAAAUGCCCUGAGUAUUGAUUAGCUGAUUGUUUGGAUAUUUUCAGUUCCAGUUAACUCAUAAUUAUUUAAAUAGCAAAUACAAAUAAAAGUAAAUUCUCACAGAA
Molecule: messenger RNA, 703 nt
Organism: Panonychus citri (citrus red mite)
Lineage: Eukaryota; Metazoa; Arthropoda; Arachnida; Trombidiformes; Tetranychidae
Product: apolipoprotein D-like
Exons: 5
Coding region: 60-617 (185 amino acids)
Source: RefSeq, a predicted model, not a curated record